AACCACCGUCACGCGCCUCUCUCCUCCUCCUUCUUCUUCGCUGUUCCUGAGAACAAUCGAUCACUCAUCACACGCCGCCGCCGCCGCCGCCCCAACUCAAAUCAUACCCCACAUAUAUCCCGAGAGAGAGAGAGAGAGAGAGAGAGAGAGAGAGAUAUGAAUCGGCGACAGCAGAGAGCGAUGAAGUGGGCCAUCGCGGUGAUGGCGGUAUGCAUAUUGUGUUACAUAGUCGGUCCCCCACUGCAUUGGCACGUGACCGAGGCCCUGGCCUCCGUCCGCCGCCACGGCUCCUCCGUCUCCUGCCCUCCCUGCCGCUGCGAUUGCUCUUCUCAGCCGCUCCUCUCUAUCGGCGACGAAUUGAUCAACAACACCUUCACAGAUUGUGUAAAGCAUGACCCAGAGGUGACCGAAGAAAUGGAAAAGAGCUUCACGAACUUGCUAAUGGAGGAACUGAGGCUGAGGGAAGCUCAAUCCCUGGAGAACCAGCAGCGUGCCGAUAUAAUGCUGUUAGAGGCCAAGAAAAUGGCAUCUCAAUACCAAAAGGAGGCAGACAAGUGCAGUUCUGGGAUGGAGACCUGUGAAGAAGCAAGGGAAAGAGCUGAAGGAAUAUUAGAAGAACAGAGAAGAGUAACUGCUAUGUGGGAACUCAGGGCUCGUCAGAGAGGAUGGCAAGAAGGGUUCCAAUAGGUUUUCUUCUCAGAUCAGAUUUUUACAAAUAUAUAAGUCAAGCUAAAGAACCAUUCUGCAGAUUUGAUCCUUAAGUAUUUUCUGUUUAGGGGUUUACACGGUUAUAUUAGGAUUGCGUAUUGGAUUAAUUCAUUCAUUCGUUCAUUCCUGUACUCAUUGUUACACUUCAUAAGUUCUACGCAGAGCAGAAGUAGUUGAAAGCCCUGUUGCUUGUCCUACACUUGCUGCCACGAAUCUGUUUCCGGAACAUGUUUGCUUAAAUGUUUUGCUCAAAUUUGAUUACUCUCUAUUU
Messenger RNA from Rhodamnia argentea, 979 nucleotides. RefSeq lists its product as uncharacterized. The transcript is spliced from 3 exons. The record is from RefSeq and is a predicted model, not a curated record. Bases 157 to 687 code for a protein of 176 amino acids. Lineage: Eukaryota; Viridiplantae; Streptophyta; Magnoliopsida; Myrtales; Myrtaceae.